Molecule: messenger RNA, 2816 nt
Organism: Styela clava
Lineage: Eukaryota; Metazoa; Chordata; Ascidiacea; Stolidobranchia; Styelidae
Biological process (GO): actin filament organization
Cellular component (GO): cytosol
Molecular function (GO): actin monomer binding
Source: RefSeq, a predicted model, not a curated record
UACUAUAUAGCCAUAUAUCUCUUACUACUGAAAUCUGUGAAGGAGGGUUUCAUCUGUUUGCGUCGGUUAGACUUGUAUAUGCAGUUUGGAUUUUACCGUAUAUGAAGUCAGAUUGGAUUGGUUGCAUUUAUAUAGAGUUCGUGGAUCGUCGUAAUCAAUAACAUGGGAAACUUAUUUUCCAAGAGUGGGAACUUCUCUCCCGGAAGAAAUAAAAGCGGCAAAAAGAAUUCCAAGAAAUCAAAUAAUUCAUCUACGGAUAAAGAUCCUGUCUCAGGAGAAGAUAAGAAAACAGAGCAAGAAAAACAAGUUGUAGAAGAAGUACCCAAGGUAGAGGAGCAGCAAGCUACUACAAGCGAGGAACCGAUUGAACAGAAACAGGCAGAGUCGUCUUCAACUACUGAAGAGAAAAAGGAAGAGCCAAAGCAAGAAGCGGUCGUAGAAGUAGCGAAAAAAGAAGAACCGGCACAACAGGCAGAGGAAACGAAAGCCGAAGAACCAGCUAAAUCAGAACAAACACAAGAGGAAGCAAAGCCGGAAGUUGCCGAAGCAAAACCGGAAGAAGAGAAAGAAGUUACACAAGAAGAAUCAGCACAAGAAGAACAACCAGUCAUGUCGAAACCAGAUGUAUCAGCCGUUAUGGAUUUUGAUAAAACCAAAUUGAAACAAGUAACAACCGAAGAAAAGACUGACGCCAAAUCACAAUAUCUUGAAGAAAAAUCGCGAGAGCAGGCCGCUUCAUUUGACCACAGCAAGCUGAAACAAGUAGAAACACAAGACAAAUCUGUGUUACCAACAGCACAAGACAUUGUUCACGAAAAAGCACCACAGCAAGCUGCCAGUUUCGAAAAAGAGAAACUCCACCAUGUUGAAACUGUGGAGAAGGUGGCUAUGCCUACUGCCCAGGAAAUAGCUCAAGAAAAAGCGCCACAGCAAGCUGCCAACUUCAAAAGGGAAGAGCUUAAGCACGUUGAAACAGCAGAAAAAGUAGCAUUGCCAACUACCCAAGAUAUUCUCCAUGAAAAGACACCACAGGAGGCUGCUAAUUUCGACCAAGAUCAACUAAAACACGUUGAUCCAGUGGAAAAGCACUCCUUGCCGUCACAGGAGGAUAUAGCGGCAGAAAAGACUAUUCAAAACAUAUCCCUCUUCCGCAAAGAAUCUCUAAACAAAGUUGACGUCGAAGAGAAAAACACUUUGCCAACCAAGGAAACCAUUGACCAGGAGAAAGCUGAAGCCUGAACGAAUAAAAAGAACUCGUGAAAUUGAAAACGAACGACAGAGUGAAAAUAACUAAGAUGAUGUUCUUUAUUUUCCGCACCAAACAUUCAAAUUAAACUCAAGCAGUGUCAGCGGCAUUCCGCAAUAUUCAAUUUAAAUGUCUUAACCACGUCGGCUGCUUUAUUUUUAUUUUUUUGUCUUGAACUGCUAAGAAUCAUCGUAAAUUUUGAAUUAUAUAAGCUUGGUUUUGUACAGUACGUCCUCAUCUCAAGGCAAGUAUGUACAGCGCCUGAUGGCAUGGACAUUUCAAACCAUAUAAUAUUAGUUUAUGUUCACGUUUGGGUCAAUUGUUGUAUUAUCUUUCUAUCGAUGGUAGAAUGAACUACUCGCGUUCGUCAUUUGGCGACACCCGCCUGUCCACGUCCGAAUUAUAUUCAACGCAAGCUAUUUUGACCAACUGGAUCAAUUUAGAGCUAACUACGGACAUGUCAAAUUUCGCGUUAUUAAUAUACGAAAAAACUCAUUAUUUCACUGCGAAACGGGAAGGGUAAUUUUGCUUGUCUCAAUCUUUUAAUAAUUCUGUUUAUGAAAAUCAUGUCUAAUUUCGUUGCAUAUAGUUUCUCUGGCUAUCACAACUUUAUAAUUAUCUUUGUAUUGCGUUUAUUGGUAUAUCUGUAUUGUCUUUUUUAACGAAAAUCAUUCGAAAAAAAUUCUUGAUAACCCUGCAUUUUUCAAAUAAAAAUGGAUUUAUAGGGGUGUGGGGCCCAGUUAUAAAACAUGUAUGAAUUUGUAUUUUGACCAACCUUUGGCACGGCUUGAUUGCUUUAUAAAUAUUUAGUGGUCAUAUGUGAAUUAUAAAAAAAGAAAGAUUGUUUAUUAUUGUUUCAUAAUUGUCGAUGUAUUAUGACGUAACAAUUUAUAAUGUUGUUAAUGAGAUCAACUAACAAACGCCAGAUUUGUGAUUUAAUAUUGAUAUGUAGAUUAAAUCCAACUACCCGAAGUGAUGAAUGGUUGUAAACUAUGUAGUAUUAUAUCGAAAUAAAAACAAACUAACCCAACCGGUGUGUACGCAUACGCGCAGUGUUUAUCUCGAAAUUGGCCGUUUUUUCAACGGAUUCUUGUAAUAUUUGUUAAUUUUAUGUAAAUUCCCAAAACGAUGUAGGAUAUAUGUUAUAAAUUAAAAAUCAUUUUGUUGGGAUUUUUUGAUUGCUUUCCUAAUAUUUUCUCAUUUUUUGCUCAUUGUGUGCUCUGGUAACCAAUUAUUUUUUUUCUCAAAUUUAGGUCGAGAUUAUGAAUUCACCCAAAAGAUUUUUUUCACCCAAAAACAUUCCUGGGUUUAGGACCACAAACACCAUAUGAUCACAUAAUGCUAAACUUUAAUUCCAGUGCCACUUAAAUACUUUGUUAUUUAUUGUGCUUUUACGAGUUAUACCCCAUUCAUGGACCGAAGGGUGAUUUUUCGAUGACCAUCAUGUGGCAGUCCUUGACGAUCAUCUUAAUACUCAUAACUUACUUGUUUUGUUAUCUGUCUUGUUACAAUUAGUUAAUUCAUUCCUAUUCCACCUACAUUAUCGGACAUAAUAAACAUAUUAAACAUG